This is a messenger RNA of Vicia faba (fava bean), 1116 nucleotides long. The record is from the annotation of a GenBank genome assembly. Lineage: Eukaryota; Viridiplantae; Streptophyta; Magnoliopsida; Fabales; Fabaceae.
AUGUCAGAAUCAAACGCCAUAGCAAAUGGCUUAGCUGGUGCUGGUGGUGGAAUCAUUGCUCAAAUCAUAACUUAUCCACUUCAAGCUGUAAAUACACGGCAACAAACUGAGAGAACGUUGCUCAAGAAGAAUAAGCAAGGCUUGCUUCCUCAAUCUUCUUCCAAUGGAAUAGCUACUGCUUCUUCUUCUGGGGUUUUUCUUCAAAUCUUUCAGGUUAUUGGAAAUGAAGGUUGGGGUGGACUUUAUAGUGGUCUAAAACCUUCUCUUCUUGGAACUGCUGCUUCUCAGGGAAUUUACUACUUCUUCUAUCAAAUCUUCAAGAACAAGGCUGUGGCUAUUGCAGCUGCAAGGAAAGUCAAAGGGCAUGGAGAUGGAACUGUUGGAAUGUCUGGUUGGCUCAUUGUUGCCGCUAUUGCUGGAUCCUUGAAUGUUUUGUUCACAAACCCAAUAUGGGUUCUAGUGACUCGUAUGCAGACACAUAUGCAAGCAGAAAGAAAAAUCAUGGACGAAAAGAAAGAAGCUUUAAGGAAGGCUGCUUCCGAAAGUAACUUAUCAGGUUCGACUUUGGAAGACAAAUUAGCAGACCUGAAUUCUUCAAAACCCCGACCAUUUGGGACUGUACAUGCAGCUAAUGAAGUUUAUAAUGAAGCCGGUAUAGUUGGAUUUUGGAAGGGUGUCAUCCCUGCUCUAAUUAUGGUAUGCAAUCCAUCCAUCCAGUUUAUGAUUUAUGAGAGUUCAUUAAAGCAUCUAAGGGAGAAACGUUCUGCUAAGAAGCAAGGGGAUACAACUAUAACUGCUUUGGAGGUCUUUUUGGUGGGAGCAAUAGCGAAACUCGGAGCUACUGUCGCAACAUAUCCGUUGCAAGUUGUUAAGUCAAGGCUUCAAGCAAAGCAAGAGAUUGGUGGAAAUAACUCAUUAAGAUACUCAGGUACAUUUGAUGCAAUUUUUAAAAUGAUCCGGUACGAAGGAUUUCGAGGAUUUUAUAAGGGAAUGAGUACAAAGAUAGUACAAAGUGUUUUUGCUGCUUCUGUAUUGUUCAUGAUAAAAGAGGAACUUGUUAAGGCUAUCAUGGUUCUGGCAAAUAAGAGAAAAAAAGUUGUAUUAAAGUAUGAGUAG